ACCGCUCCCUGUUCGUAAAAACCAAGAGCGUUAUUUGGCAAUCUGGAUUUUUUUUCCCUCGGCCCGGACAAUAAAUAAGAGCGAGGUUUUUUCCGGGUGUUUUUUCUCUUCCCCCUUCUUGUCAUCGUCGUGCCAUUAGGAUUUAGCCCUCUAGGAUAAAGUCAAGCAGAUUUAAUUUAUUUGAGAGGCCAACCACCAUGAAGGAAUACAAUCACUGCGCAACGGAAGAGUACAGAGUGGAGACGAAGAAAUCGAAGAAGAGAUGUAAACGAUGGCCUUUGCUAGUCGUCAUCAUCAUCGUCACUGUCAUCAUACUUGUCGCUAUCACCCUCGCAGUCAUUUAUACAAGAAGGUCAUCAGAUUCAGAAUAUUACGAUAUAGACAGAGUCUCCGCACUCGGCUCUAUACGGAUUGUCAAUAAAAAUUUCACAUCGGAACUGAAUGAGAGCUUUUCAACCGAGUAUGUAGAGUUGGAAUCCGCCUUCAUUUUAACGAUGGAUGCAGUCUUUAUGGACAGUCGUCUUGCGAGCAGUUAUAAUGCAACAACGGUCGAUGGUUUUCGGUCAGGGAGUGUGAUUGUUAUGUUCAAGAUAAUCCUGACAGACAUUCCGCCUAAGUUCAUUGCUCUUCCAUUCACAUCCAACAACCGAGUCAAAACCAAAGAACACAUCAGACAUAUUAUCAACAAGACGAUUCAUCUUCACGCUGCUGGUGCAGGAACCCAAGUAGGAAUCGAAAUGGAUUUAAGUUCGCUUAUCAUUCAUGAAGUUUCUUUACAGCGCGAUGAAGAAAUCGAAGAAAACCUAAAGUGCGAUAUUCCAACAGAAGACGUAUAUACCUACCUUAAAGAAGGCGACAUCAUAAAUGUUACAUCGCCAUGUUAUCCCGAGCUCGUCAUGCUCGGCAACGGAAUCAGCAGGGUCUUCGUAGCACCCGAGGGAAACAGGAUUAAAAUCUCAUUUUCCGAGUUCAGAUUCGAAGACGAGGGAGAGUACCUUUAUCUCGGUAGUGAGCGAGAGCCCGACGUCGUGGGGACGUUCAUCGCCCGAUUCACCGGCUACGACCUCCCACCCGAUAUGAUGAGUGCGGGCUCGGGAUUGUGGAUACGCGGAUGGUCCUAUAAUGGGAUCAUUGGUGGUCUUUUCGACGCCCAGAUUACCGUCAUCAAGAACGAAAUGGUUGACUUCGAUUGUCCACCCGACACAGAGCCUUGUCGGUACGCCCUCAGGUGUUACUCAGAAGCAGAUCAGUGCGAUGGCCAUACAACGUGUCCAAGUGGUACCGAUGAGUUAGGUUGUGAUUGCUAUCCUCCUCUGUCGUACUUCAAGUGUUCAGACGGCCGUUGUCUUUCUCGCCAGUACAUAUGUAACGGACCUCAAGGGUGUUCAGACGACGAGGCGUACUGCGGUUUUACCUGUCCAAAUGGGAAGAACAUAACAGAUGUAUUCAUGUGCGAUGGUUUCAACGACUGUGGGGACUUUGCGGACGAGCGGCAAAAUUGUUCAUGUGAUCAGGAAGAUCAAUGGCAAUGCCCGGAUGGAACGUGCAUCUACAAAAACAAUGUAUGUGACGGGUUUCCUCACUGCCCAGGAGGGGACGAUGAGACAGACUGUCAAUGUGAAAGCUGGCAGUUUACAUGUGGGGACCGUACAUGUAUUCCGUACUGGGAGCGUUGUGAUGGUAAUACUACGUGUGCAGAUAACAGCGAUGAACAAAACUGUCCAAAGUGCCCAGGGCGACUUUUCCAAUGUGCCUCGUUUCAGUGCCUCUCAAAAGACCUUAUAUGUAACGGUGAAAAAGAAUGCUUUGGCGGUGAUGAUGAACAAGAUUGUCCUCCUCCAGCCGAGUGUUUAGAAGGUGAAUUUGCGUGUGACAACGGAAAGUGUCUCCGGUCCAGCUUGGCGUGUGACGGGAUACCUCAGUGUAUCAAUGGAACCGAUGAAGCAUAUUGUGACGACGACGAAGAUUGUGAGUUUCGCUGUGAUGACGGAGAGUGUAUUCCAAUUGAAUGGAUUUGUGACGGCGUCGCAGAUUGUAUCGAAGGCGAGGACGAACCCGACUGCGACCAGGUAGAGCCUGAACCCUGUGAGGACGGGUUUUUUCGCUGUCCGGAUCGAGAAUGUAUCCCGGAUAUCUUCGUUUGCAAUGGUAUCCGAGAUUGUAGGGGCAGUGCUGAUGAGCAGAACUGUACUGAAAAUGCAACAGAUCUCUGCCGAAAUUUCGUCGAAGAUGACUACUUCGUUUGUGAUGGAAAGGAGGACUGCCCUCAUGGAGACGACGAGAAAAAUUGUCCAGUUUGUGGAAAGCGACCUGGUCGCCUGCGACGGCGUCGGAUGCUGGCUGGGAGAGAGACAUCGGCAGCUGAGUAUCCGUGGCAAAUAUACUUAGCGUCCCAGAACGAUACUGAGAGUGUGAGUUGUGGAGGGGCGAUAGUCAACCGCCAGUGGAUCAUAACUGCGGCUCACUGCAUAAGUACAUUUCAAAUUGGUAGAAUGGUGGUCAUCACCGGGGUCUCGAACCGAUUCGAGUUCGGCGAGCACGGGCAGCUGGUCCAUAUCGCCGACGUGUACGAACACCCCGACUUCUACUUCAGCGGGUACUACUUGCUGUACGACGUCGCCUUGGUCAAGCUCAGAGAACCAUUGACCAUGACGGACUAUGUUAGACCUAUUUGCCUGCCGGACAGCGGUUUCGAACUGGGACCGGGAACGUAUCUGACAUCAACAGGGUUUGGUGAAACCGGCGCAGGAACCAUAUCUACUCUUUUAAUGGAGACUCGGCUUCCGGUCAUUCCAUCAGAGGUGUGCGUUAGAUGGACAAAACAUACACUAGAAGACGUGUCAAAGGUCAUAUGUGUGGGAUACGAGACUGGAGUGCAGGGACCAUGUUAUGGAGAUUCCGGUGGCCCGCUGGUGGUUGAGAAGGACGGAUCAUGGUACAUCGUCGGUAUCGUUUCGGGUGGGGCCGAGUGCGGUGCCCCCUACAGUCCAAACUUUUACACCCGUGUGACCGAGCUUGUCGAGUGGAUCAAUGACGUCAUCAAUUUACGAUAGCGCCGUGUUCAUCAAAUGGAGAUGCUCUUUGGUUAUUCAAAGAUUCGCCCCAUACGCCCCUGAAAAAAAGUUCGUGAAGUGUUUUAAUCUCGUUCGUUUAUGCGUGCAAGAUUAAAAUAGUUCAGUGCUAGGGUGGGUGUUUAACCCGAUGGGUCCAAAGAUGUUAGGUCGAGGAAAUUUGUCCAACAAGAAGAAAAUGUGGCUUGUGUUACAUAGGUUAAAAAUUCAAUCACUGCCAACGGAAGCUUUAAAUGCGGUCUCGUCAUUCCCCUCCACCUUAAUGCUUUGAGGAAAAUACAGCGCCACUACAAUUAACCGUUUAGUACAAUGGAAAUAAUACUAACAUAUUUUAUCUAUUUUUGUCUAUUCAUAUUUUUAUCUAGAGAGGUAGCAUUGCUUUCCACAGGGGUAAUAAGUAUAUAACCAAAAGGUUUAAGAAUGAAAUCACAGAAAGAAUUAUUAUUGUUUAUACUAGAUAAUGAUUUGAGACAACUACGAAUAAUCUAUCAGAAUAAUGCAAAUUCAAAUCUUUCUUUGAAAAUAGGAGAGAAAAAAAAGGAAUUUAGAAGUAAUCUUGAAACCUAAUAGUUGAACCCAACAACAACACGACAAAUGAGUUUUUGAAAAGAAAUCCAAUAAAAAAAUAAGUAUUUUAUAAAUAGCACUUUUUCCUUGCAGUGACAUCGGAAAAUCCAUAUCGAUAUGUCCGCUUUGAGUAGAAUUUAAAAAAUCGUCGAAAAUAUUCGAAGUCAAAUCGCAGAAUGGAGCACAUAAAUUGGUACCUGUUUGGUCAUAUCUUUUUUAUUAUUAUGUUGAAGUUUUAAACAAUCCAUGUAUUGCAAUGAUUCAGUCCUGGGCUGAGAUAAAAUGCAAAAAAAUUCUCGACGAAGAUGCUCAGCCGAUCACAUGUUUGUUGCCAUUAUUACAUGACGGAAUUGUGAAGAAAUAAAAAGGUACUUCAGCAUUUGCUUAGAUAAGACCAGCCAUGUAUAUACAGUACUUUUCGAACAGUUUAUCCUGACCAUUCCAAUAAUAUUUUUGUCGGUUACGGAGUGUGUAUGUCAUGCCAUCUUUGCCCAUUUACUACUUUAAACUCAAUUUAUUCUGCUACUUUCAUUUUUUGGGUAGUAAAAUCACUGUAUUUAUUUUAAAAGUAUAUUUUACUUGCAUUCUUUUCAGUUCCAUGUAUAAACCUUGUGAAAGGGUAAUCAAGAUUUGAUGAAUUAUAUGACGAUCUUUAUAACCUGCAUUACUUUAGUCGCUUAGGAUGGAUGCCUAUUCAGACACGUUUCCAGUUUGGACGUGCAGUGAUGAUGUAUAAAUCAAUGCAUGACAUGGCACCAACAUACU
This is a messenger RNA of Strongylocentrotus purpuratus (purple sea urchin), 4403 nucleotides long. Its product is annotated as atrial natriuretic peptide-converting enzyme. The coding region runs from base 198 to 3053 and encodes 951 amino acids. Gene Ontology annotation, molecular function: serine-type endopeptidase activity; protein binding. The record is from RefSeq and is a predicted model, not a curated record. NCBI's taxonomy places the organism in Eukaryota, Metazoa, Echinodermata, Echinoidea, Camarodonta, Strongylocentrotidae. The transcript is spliced from 26 exons. Gene Ontology annotation, biological process: proteolysis.